This is a messenger RNA of Nymphaea colorata (pocket water lily), 1732 nucleotides long. Its product is annotated as AAA-ATPase At3g28580-like. The transcript is spliced from 2 exons. Gene Ontology annotation, molecular function: ATP binding; ATP hydrolysis activity. The coding region runs from base 114 to 1607 and encodes 497 amino acids. The record is from RefSeq and is a predicted model, not a curated record. Lineage: Eukaryota; Viridiplantae; Streptophyta; Magnoliopsida; Nymphaeales; Nymphaeaceae.
AGAGAGAGGUUUUUCUUUAUAAGGAGGAGGAGUGAGGGCCGAAACAGCAAUAGCAAGAAAUCAAAGGGUGGAGUGAGGAAGAAGAUAGAGAGUCUGUGUGAAGCGAAAAAGCCAUGGAGCCUCCCCAAUCAUGGGCGAAUUGGGGCUCUGUUCUUGCCUCCUUCAUGUUCAUUGCCGCCUUCGCCAAAGACUUCCUUCCCUUCUCCCCCCGCAGCCUAAUUAAAAGGAUCUCCCACAAGCUGUUUGAUUUCCUCUACCCUUACGCGGAGAUUCGAAUCGACGAGCAGAGCCGCGACUGGUUAAGAAGCAGCAGCAAGGUCUUCGACCUCGUCUCCGUCUACCUCGCCGCCAAUUCCUCCAAGUCCGCAAGGAAACUCAGGGCCAAUUUGGACAAAGACAGUGAGAACCUCAAUUUGAGUAUGGAUGUGUACCAAGAGAUCACGGAUGAGUACAGUGGCGUCACCGUGUGGUGGUCGUCUCACACCAGCUCUUCUCGGCCCUCGCCCUUCCCCUUCUACUCUGAGACAGAGGAGCGCAGGUACUAUAUCCUCGCCUACAAUAAGCGACACAGGGAACUAAUAAUAAACUCCUAUCUCAAGCAUGUUUUCAAUGCGGCCAAAGCCAUUGAAGUUAAGAACAGGCGCAGGAAGCUCUUCACCAACAUGCCAACCAGAGAUCAUGAUUCCUUUUCAUCCAGGAAACGUGCAUGGAGCUCUGUGGUGUUUGAGCACCCUGCUUCAUUUGACACACUAGCAAUGGAUCAUGACAAGAAAGCUGAGAUCUUGGAAGAUCUUGAUUUCUUCAAGAACGGAAAGGAUUACUACGCAAAGAUUGGGAAAACAUGGAAGCGCGGUUACUUGCUCUAUGGUCCCCCUGGAACUGGUAAAUCCACACUCAUUGCGGCCAUAGCCAAGCAUAUGGAUUAUGAUGUCUAUGACCUCGAGCUCACUGCUGUGAAGAGCAACACUGAAUUGAGGAAGCUCUUGAUCGACACGAGCAGCAAAUCAAUCAUUGUAAUUGAAGACAUAGAUUGCUCUUUGGAUCUGACGGCUGAACGGAAGAACAAGAAGAGGGAAGAGGAUGCGCCUGAUGGCGGUGAAAAGCAGAAGAUUCCCAGAAUGGAUUACUCAGAGAGGGAUGAGAGCAAGGUGACACUAUCGGGGCUGCUCAACUUCAUCGAUGGAUUGUGGUCUUCAUGCGGGGAGGAAAGACUCAUAAUCUUCACCACGAACCACAUUGAGAAGCUGGAUCCUGCCCUCAUCAGGACAGGCAGGAUGGACAAGCACAUUGAGAUGUCUUACUGCACCUAUGAGGGGUUCACUGUUCUGGCCAAGAACUUCUUGAAUUUGGAGGACCACUCUCUGUUAGAUGAAGUAAAGAAGCUCAUUGAGAAUGAGAGGGUGGAGGUGACCCCAGCAGAUGUUGCAGAGAGAUUGAUGCCAAGGACCAGACAUGAGAAAGACAGCAGGACUCCCUGUCUAGAGAAGGCGAUCGAAUUCAUGAAGAAGGCAAAAGAGGAAAAGAUGAAGAAAGAGAAAGAUGGUGAUCCACAAGAAUCCACAGUAGAUGAUGAUGGCCUCACUGCUAGCAGUGAAGGGGGUGAUUAGUCUUUCAGUUUUAUGCUCUUGUAUGUAUUUUGAUAAUUCUGGAAGAGAUCUGAUGAAGACCCAAAAUGGCGUAUUUUGCAAAUAAACCUUUUUCCCCCUUAAAUAAAGGAUUAAAAGUUGAAGGA